Messenger RNA from Clonostachys byssicola, 1284 nucleotides. NCBI's taxonomy places the organism in Eukaryota, Fungi, Ascomycota, Sordariomycetes, Hypocreales, Bionectriaceae. The record is from the annotation of a GenBank genome assembly.
AUGGUUGUACAGAGAGAGCAUAGUUAUGACUGCUUUCAAGAAAUUUGUUCAUUAGUCGCCUCCUUCACUCCAAAAAUUUCUUCGAUCUUUACGCCGAUCAUUAUCAUUAUCACUGCUUUUCUCUCUGUCUCGUAUGCUACCACGCAGUAUAGGAAGAGAUCUGGGAAGAACAAUCUAGAGACACCACCAAACGGAGUUUCUCUAUUUGACGAAACCCCCAAAGAUCGUUCACCUGGAGUAUGGAAUCCCUCAUCCUUCAGAUGGCCUAAGCCAGCACCAUUCGCGGACUGGUCCAUCGAGACAACCAAGCCCCUUCCGUAUCGCCCCUUCAAAUAUGGACCUAAAUACUUUGUGACCAUGGGAAUCCGCAAUACAAACUAUGAUGAAUGGAUUGAGAUGGACAACGAGUUUCCACGGUUCUAUCGCGAGAAAGCAGUACGCAUCAGUGAGCGCGGGCAAAAGUGCUGCCGUACCUUACCAGAAGCCUUCCCAGCCGCUGUCGAGCUGCUUGAGGAACUUGUCGAAUACUUGCCUUCUCGCUAUCCCAGUCUCUACGAACGUGUAGAUAAGGGCAUCAAGAACCUAUGGUCGGGUGAGGUGAUUGAUAACACUUCGCAACCGCUUCCUGAAGACCCGAUGCAGAGUGUUGGUCGACUUACGCAGGAUGAUAUGGCCAUCCUAAUCGAGAGACCCGAUGGAGAUUACUAUCUGCUGGCUGGGGCUAUUCUUCUUGCUGGUUUCUGGCGUCUCGAGGACAAGUUGGGAAUGCCGCUCUGGGAAAUUCAUACAUCUGCCGGUGUACCACACUACAGAGAAAAGCUUGAAAAGAGUAUGUACAAAUUCUUUAGGCGUCUCAAGGCCGAAGAUUUCGUUACUCGCAACAACUAUACCCUGCAGAUUGACGAUAAUCUCCCGUGGUCGGUAUCAGUUGGUGAUGAAGAUAGUAAUGACCUUGGUUGGCAUCACGCCGAGCAGGAUCCUCCGAUCGGCAAGCAUCAUCUCCGCUCAGAGCGUCAGUCACUGCGGCGCCUACCAAAGAGCGGGGCAAUUGUCUUCGGUAUUCAUACCUACUUUUCUCCAAUCACUGAGCUGGCUAAGGAGGAUUACGUUCCUGGCAGAUUGGCGAGCGCUAUCCGGAGUUGGGACGAAACCAUCAGCUCGUACAAGGGCACAUACACCUACGAGAAAGUCCUACUCAAGUACUUGGACGAAAAGCAUCGGGAGCAGAUUCAGCGAGGUUUGAAAUUGGAAGAAGAAGACCAAAGGAGGCGUUACCCGUGGUGA